UGGUAGAAGAAGACGCAUCAGCUGAAGCUUUUCUUCGUCGUCAAACAGAGAUGAAGAUCUCCUCGCUUUCUCUGAACAGUUGCUGUCGUCAUGCAAAGCUCUUCAAAUGUUCCUAAGCUGGAGAGGGAUUUUACCCGAUCAGAAUCGAACACCAACCAAAAGGCGGUGCCCAAAUUUAACCUCAACCUCAGUCUAAAUUCACAAAGCAACCCCCACGCAGUCACCAACAACUCCAAGGUGCAUGGAGGCGGUAAACCUGGAGCAAAAAAAGGGAGAUCAAGAAGUAACCUGACAACUACUGUGACAUCACCAGAGGAGAGAGAUGACUCGUCACAGAGAAAAACGAAAGCUCUGUGUCGCUCCAAAACACCUGAGGUGUCACUGGCAGGAGGAAGCAGGAGUGAUAAAAGGCUCAAAUUUACAAACCCGUCAACACUCAGCCUCAAAACAUCCAGUCCAAAAUCAAGUAUGGAGCAAAGUUCAACUGUUGCUAGCCCCAGGGUAAUGGAAAGAUUAAGAACAGCAGACAUCUCAAGUCCCAAAACAGAAGAAUCUGCAAACUUCUCAAGUCCCAAACCACAAACAGGAUUGACAACUGACAUGGCGACAAAGACUACGAACAAAUUUACAGUGAGUCUCAAAAUGCAAACAAAUCGGAGAGAAGAUGGCAGAAGAGAAAUUAGCCCUGAGACACAAGCACCCAAAACCCUUUACUCUCCUGUUAGCUUGAAAAUCCAAGAUCAGGAAGGGGAUUCCGGUGAUUUCAGUCAAACCCCAACAAUUACAUCAAUUUCCCCAAAACCAGACCGAGAAAACAUGAAUACUGAGUCAGGCAUUGACUUACGAACUCCAAGUUCUCAAAGUUCAAGGACAGAAUCCGCACCGCUUAGUGCCAAGAUCCUCCAACCGGGUCUUGUAAGUCCCAAACUGUCCAAGCAGAGAAAAGCUAUUCAGACCAGUACCAGUAUGAUAUCGUCGUCCGAUGAGAAUCUGGAUGAAGAAAACUCAAAAGUUCGAUCUGGAACCAAUAUUGGUUCCAAAUCUAGUUCAAGUUCUAAAGCCAUGACAGGGAACAAGGACAGGCUGGAUUCCAGAGUCACUCUCAGCACCAAAAGCACAUCAAGGUCCAGAGAGAGUUUAGAUUCUAAAAGUGGUUCUGCUUCCAAAACCAGUUUAGGGUCAAAGGAAGGAUUAGAUUUUAAACCUGCGUCAGUUUCCAAAACUGGUCUUAAUACCAAGUCAAGAAUGGGUUUCAGAGAUGGCCUGGAUACUAACACUUCAGGCUCUGGAUCUAAACUAAGUUCAGACUUUAAAGCCAGUCAAAGUUCUAAACCUUGCCUGACCCAAUCAACUUCAAGACCUACUCUGAUGGCCUCUAGCAUAGACGUGGACCUGGUAUAUAAGUUGCCAUCAUCCUCAAGACCUGUUGUGUCUCAGUGUAAAGAUAACAGCAGUUCAAAACCCAGUUCACAUACUGAAGCUGGAUCAGAGCCUGGAACAGUUCAGUCUAUGCGCUCUACCAGACCUGACUCAGAAAAGAGGUGUCCUGUUCCUGGACUUAAUCUUGGGGCUAACCUUGUUGGAUCAAGCAAGAAGGUCCAGAGGAGUUCUAGUUCUGUUCCAGGUCCUGGUGUGAUAUCAGACUCGUUGACACCUGUGGCCGCUUCCAGCCCAAAAACUAGAACUACUAUAAUAUCAGAGCAUGCUGGAUCUGCUGCUGUGGACAACAAUCCCAUUGGUCUAACUCCAGGUCUUGCCUUUGACUCCAUCACCAAGACACCAGUUAAAGCAGAUGCUCCUGUCAAGGUAGGAUGUUUGAUGGCAUCCCAUGGGGGCAUGAGAAGGGCAGGUGUAACUGACAAAGCAGGGGGUUUGCCUCAAGAACCCGGAGGGAUAUCAAGCACUUUGUCAAGUAAACCAUUUCACCUGGGAGAUGUAAAUGCCAGCACUGCUGUGAGCAACGUCCCGUCGUUAAGGGCAAUGUGGGGAGCAAGUGAGAGAGAAGAGAGGGAGGGGGGAGAGAAACAUGUUCUGGAGAAUUCUUCCUCACCCCUCCAUGCUCUUCUUCCACUAAGUGCCAUGAAUGUCAAAGAUGCAGGUACAAUGACCGACCCCACUGAGAGGCAUUACCUGUGGACAGUAGAGCGGAGGGAGGUGGGCGUCCAGGUGAACGAGGACGUCAUCAUACGCUCAGCUUCCACAAGUCCCGCCCUCCACAGGGAAGCUCCCACCUCCUCCCUGAUUUGCUCACCAAGCUGUCAAUCAGGUAGUUCAAUGGUUCCAUCACUGAGCUGCAUCCCUGCCGGGCAGCCACCCUUCCAGCACGUCUGCAAGAUCGACAUUGAAAUGAGCAGCCAAUCAGUGCUGCCAUCAGAUGUGACAUACAAAGCUAGCUCCCUGCCCACCUGUCUACGUACAUUCAGCUUCCAACAAAGCCCCAGCCUCACUCUGGAGACACAAAAGAACCAAGACGUUAGCACAGAAAGCAUUUGGGAGGUGCAAACAGAGGAGAAGGAGGAAAAACAUGAGGCUGAGAGGCCACAGAAGGUGCUGUGGGAUGAGCAGGGGAUGACGUGGGAGGUGUACGGUGCCUCGGUGGACCUGGAAUCCCUGGGCACAGCAAUACAGUUCCACCUGGAGUCCAAAAUCCGCGAGCAAGAGAAACACAUCAGCACUCUUAGGAAGUCCAUCUGCUCUGACAGCAGCCUCCAAGGAUGCAAGAUGAAGAAGAGUAAGAAGAAGAAGAAGAAGAAGAAUGGAGGAGGGAUUCUGGGGUGUUGCAGGAGGUCGCACUCUGUGGCGGACUGAGAAGGGAAAGCUCGGAUUCCUCUCAAACACACGUUUACACUCAACACAUAUUUGUUCACAUCGUCUGACAAUCGACCCAAAGAUUGUACCACGCUGCACUCACACGGGGAGGCAAUCAAAUCAGGUUUAAUCUGUUUGCUGCCACAUGUUGAUAAGAGAGCUGGCCUUCGUUUCUUGGGAAUAGUCUUGACAUGAUUGGAUGUGGGACAUCCUGAAGUAGGCGUGUCCCGAGCAUGUACCCCACAGAGGGAGAGUUGUUGAAGUGGAGCAGAGACGACUGCGGCGCCCACUUAUUCUCACACUAAAUAUUUCAUUCACUUCCUUCUUCACUGAACACACCAACACAUGAGCAACUGCUGAAACAAGAGCCUCCUCUUUGUUUUCUCCACUGUCCUUUCACAUUUGUCACUAAUGACUGCACUGGCUUUGUUGCACCAGUGGGGGGCAGUACGUACAUGUUGAUGACUCACUUGGCAUACUUGUGAUUCCAGAGGGGGUAGAUGACUUUUAGUUUAUCCCCUUCAUCAUAGCCCCUCCCACCACCACCACCACCUCACCCCUCCUCCUCCCCUGUGGGGUAGUCGUGUUGAAUAAUUCAGUCAUGCUCAUCACAGGUCUGCUCAGCUAUCCUUCUUAGGACUCUGCAUUGACUUCCAUUCAUUUAAACAACAUAAACAAAGCCUUUACCCUGACAUUAACCAUUUAAAAUUUCUAGGGGGCGCUGUGGAGCAAUUCAGCCAUGCACAGUCUUGAGACCCAGACCAGCAGAGAAGGUGUGAUACUGUUAAAGAUUGUGAUUUUCGUGAUUAUUUGUGCAUCCGUUGUCUGCCAAGGACCAAGUACCAGUUUGUUUUCACAAACACCAGAACGGUUUUGCACGGUUGCCAUGGUUACACUGUUUCGCAAAAUGCCAUGAUAUUCGCCACGCAGUCAACAAUGUGUGUUCAGGGAUGUCACCAAAUUCAAGGUGGAUCUGAUAUUUCCUGUGAGCACAGUGCAUGAAAUAGUAGGACGCACACAGGAUUUACCAGUAACAAUAAUUAAG
Messenger RNA from Solea senegalensis (Senegalese sole), 3853 nucleotides. RefSeq names its product GPRIN family member 3a (gene gprin3a). Gene Ontology annotation, biological process: neuron projection development. The record is from RefSeq and is a predicted model, not a curated record. The transcript has 3 exons. Gene Ontology annotation, cellular component: plasma membrane. The coding region runs from base 91 to 2808 and encodes 905 amino acids. NCBI's taxonomy places the organism in Eukaryota, Metazoa, Chordata, Actinopteri, Pleuronectiformes, Soleidae.